Messenger RNA from Microstroma glucosiphilum, 7429 nucleotides. Its product is annotated as putative URA2-multifunctional pyrimidine biosynthesis protein. Gene Ontology annotation, molecular function: dihydroorotase activity; metal ion binding; ATP binding. NCBI's taxonomy places the organism in Eukaryota, Fungi, Basidiomycota, Exobasidiomycetes, Microstromatales, Microstromataceae. Gene Ontology annotation, biological process: UTP biosynthetic process; 'de novo' pyrimidine nucleobase biosynthetic process; L-citrulline biosynthetic process. The record is from RefSeq and is a predicted model, not a curated record. The transcript is spliced from 2 exons. The coding region runs from base 271 to 7266 and encodes 2331 amino acids. Gene Ontology annotation, cellular component: cytoplasm; cytosol.
CUCUUCUCUCCUCUCUCCUCUAUGUGAUUCCAGAGAGGAGACACUCGCCUACUUGAACCUUACACUUAGACAUCCUCCACGUCUCUUAGAUAGACACCUUCCCACCUCCACCUCACUGCCGACGCUCUUGGACAUCAAGUUCCUGCUGGCGACGUGUGCCUCGGCGACUCUCCGGCUCUUCAGACGGCUCAACACCACCUGAGCACCGGCGAUCUUGCCUGCCGUUCCGCAAUCAGAACUUAGAGCAGGACAGACUAAGAAGUGUUCAACAUGGCCUCCUUGAAUCCAGCUACAUCUUCCGCAAAGGCUCCCGACCAUGGCUCCGCCGUUGCUCAGGCCGUGAUCGGACGUCCUGGCCUAUCGAGAGCUGGAACAGUCUCUCGGCUACCGUCUCCUUCUGCGCCCGCUACAAGUGCCCCGCUCAACGGCACCGGCGGCGGGGAAAUGGUCCUCGAGCUGGCUGAUGGCACGGCCUUGAAAGGCAUCAGCUUCGGAGCCUCAGAGAAGAGCGUCAGUGGAGAAUGUGUAUUCCAAACAGGUAUGGUCGGAUAUGUGGAGUCUCUCACGGACCCUUCCUACGAAGGUCAGAUUCUGGUCAUCACCUACCCCCUGGUUGGAAAUUAUGGUGUCCCUUCCCGAGAAGAGGCCACCAAGUCUCUCGAUGCCCUUCUUGCCUCGCCGUUUGAGUCCUCCAGAAUUCACGUCGCAGGUCUCGUCGUAGCUUCCUACAGCGAGGAUUACAGCCAUUGGCUGGCCGCCAGCUCCCUUGGCGACUGGCUGAAAGAGAACGGCGUCCCUGCCAUCUAUGGCAUCGACACGCGUGCACUCACCAAGCGUAUCCGUCAGCAGGGUAGUAUGCUCGGUAGACUUCUCGCCAAGGAGCUUGACGCGCCUGUACGCGGCACUGUCGACGAGCCUCUAGACUGGAAGAGCCACUUCGCCGAUCUUCCCUUUGCGGAUCCGAACACGCGCAAUUUAGUCGCUCAGGUCUCGAGUCCUCGACCGCAGCUGUACACGCCCGCUAACACUGCUCCAGGCGGCUUCACACGAGCAAGUCUUCCCGCCAUUCUUCACCCCUCUGGUCGACCUAUUCGAAUCUUGGCACUCGAUGUGGGCAUGAAGUACAAUCAGAUCCGAUGCUUCACUAGUCGAGGCGUGGAACUCAAGGUGGUGCCGUGGGAUCAUGACUUUACGGACUCUGCCGUUGAAGCGGAACCUUUUGACGGUCUGUUCAUUUCCAAUGGUCCCGGUAAUCCCACCGCUUGUGCUCCCACCAUUGCCAAUGUCCAGAAGCUCCUCGCCUUGCGUGGCGCCCAGGCCUUGCCCAUCUUUGGUAUUUGCCUGGGCCAUCAAUUGCUCAGCUUGGCUGCCGGGGCAUCGACCAAGAAGAUGAAGUUCGGUAACCGAGGCCACAAUAUUCCUUGCAACGACGUCUUGAGCGGUCGAUGCUACAUCACCAGUCAGAAUCACGGCUUCGAGGUGGACGCUAGCACUCUGCCUCCUGGAUGGAAUGAGCUCUUCGUCAAUGCAAAUGAUGGCAGCAACGAGGGCAUCUACUCUACUCUCGGGCCAUGGUUCUCGGUACAAUUCCAUCCAGAGUCGACACCUGGACCGAGAGACACAGAGCACUUGUUCGACGUCUUCAUCCGGUCCGUGGUUGACUGCGCUUCUGUCAAGGCCGCUUCGGCUUCGAGUGCAGAUGAUCAGAGUCUCAGGCUUCCACCCGUCAAGUGGGUCGGGGGUCUUGCUGCCGAAAAUGCGGCGAGCUACCCGAGGGUCAAUGUCCGCAAAGUCUUAGUUCUGGGCUCGGGGGGCUUGUCAAUUGGUCAGGCUGGCGAGUUCGACUACUCCGGUUCACAGGCGAUCAAAGCUUUGAAGGAAGAAGGCAUUUACACAGUUCUCAUCAAUCCCAACAUCGCAACAAUUCAGACCUCCAGUGGACUGGCAGACAAGGUUUACUUCUUGCCCGUCACGCCCGACUUCGUCAUGGACGUCGUGAGGCAUGAGCGACCGGAUGGAAUCUAUGUUACAUUCGGUGGUCAGACCGCCCUCAAUGUCGGUAUCAAGAUCAAAGAUGAACUAGUCAAGGAAGGUGUGAAGAUUUUGGGCACUCCCAUUGACACCAUUAUCACUACUGAGGACCGAGAUCUCUUUGCUAAGGCAAUGGAGGAGAUCGGCGAAAAGUGUGCACCGAGCGCUAGUGCCGUCACCUGGGAGGAAGCUCUCGCAGCUGCUCGCAACAUUGGCUUCCCAGUCAUUGUGCGUGCCGCCUUUGCCCUCGGUGGCCUAGGCUCAGGCUUUGCCAACAAUGAAGAUGAACUUCGCAAGCUGUGCAGUCAGGCCUUUGCCAACAGUCCCCAAGUUCUGGUCGAGAGAAGUAUGCGGGGCUGGAAGGAAGUUGAGUACGAAGUCGUUCGAGACGGUCGAGACAAUUGCAUCACCGUAUGUAACAUGGAGAACUUUGAUCCCUUGGGAGUGCACACUGGAGACUCUAUCGUCGUUGCCCCUUCGCAAACCCUGGAUGACCAUGACUUCAACAUGCUGCGGUCUACCGCCGUUUCUGUCAUCCGCCACCUGGGUGUCGUCGGUGAAUGCAACAUUCAGUACGCUUUGAACCCUCAUACACGAGAGUAUUGCAUCAUCGAGGUCAAUGCACGUCUAUCACGAUCCUCUGCACUGGCUUCGAAGGCUACUGGUUACCCUUUGGCUUUCAUUGCUGCCAAGCUUGGUCUUGGCAUACCCCUCAACGAGAUCCGUAAUUCGGUCACUCUCGAGACAUCAGCCUGCUUUGAGCCGUCACUCGACUACUGCGUGGUCAAAUUUCCGCGAUGGGACUUGCGCAAAUUUGUGCGAGUGUCUAGCAAAUUGGGCUCAAGCAUGAAGAGUGUCGGUGAAGUAAUGAGUAUAGGAAGAUCCUUCGAGGAGGCCAUCCAGAAGGCUAUUCGAGCCAUCGACGGGCAGCUCGACGGUUUUGGUGCGAACGCGUACGGUCCGUCCGACCCCGCAGAGAUUGACGAGGAGCUUCGUGCACCUACCGACAAGCGAAUGUUUGCCAUUGGAAAUGCGCUGCAGCAAGGCUACUCUGUGGAUCGUAUCCACGAGCUGUCCUUCAUCGAUCGCUGGUUUUUGCGCAAGCUUGCCAACAUCACAGAAGCAGAGCGGGUCUUCUCAACCUACUCUGCUGCCACUUUGCCAAUUGGUAUGCUUCGUCAGGCCAAGCAGCUUGGUAUCAGUGACAUUCGACUGGCAAAAUGCAUGGCUAGCACAGAGCUUGCCGUGCGAAGAUUGCGAGUUGAAAAUAACAUCAUGCCAUUUACGAAGCAGAUCGACACCGUUGCGGCCGAAUUUCCGGCUUUCACCAACUACCUUUACACAACCUACAACGCUACCGAACACGAUGUCGCAUUCGAGGACAAGGGUAUCAUGGUCUUGGGAUCUGGUGUCUACCGCAUUGGGUCUUCCGUGGAGUUUGAUUGGUGCGCUGUUCGGGCGAUCAGGACUCUGCGAAGUGCUGGUUUCAAGACCGUAAUGAUCAACUACAAUCCCGAGACUGUCUCCACGGACUACGACGAAGCCGACCGCCUCUACUUUGAGAACAUCUCGAUGGAGACAGUCCUAGACAUUUACGACGCUGAGCGCUCCUCUGGAGUCAUUAUCUCUAUGGGGGGUCAGACGCCGAACAAUAUCGCACUGCCCUUGUACAGACAGGGCGUCAAAAUUCUGGGCACUUCGCCUGAGAUGAUUGACAUGGCGGAGAAUCGCUACAAAUUCUCUCGGAUGCUUGACAGAAUCGGUGUGGACCAGCCUCUGUGGAAGGAGCUGACUAGCUUCGACGAAGCACGAGAUGCUUGCGCACGCUUCGGAUACCCCGUUCUCGUCAGGCCUUCGUAUGUCUUGAGUGGCGCUGCGAUGAAUGUUGUCUAUUCGCCUGAGGAUCUGGACUCGUAUCUCUCGCAGGCAACUGCUGUCAACCGCGAUCAUCCCGUUGUUAUCACUAAGUAUCUUGAGGGCGCAAAGGAAAUCGAGAUGGACGCUGUUGCCAAGGACGGGAAGAUGGUCAUGCAUUACGUCUCUGAGCACGUCGAAAAUGCCGGAGUCCACUCGGGCGAUGCCACACUCAUCCUGCCCCCUCAAGACCUUGACCCUGAGACGGUGCGCCGCAUCGAGGUGGCUACGAGCAAGAUCGCUGCCAGUUUGCACGUCACUGGGCCUUUCAACAUUCAGUUCAUCGCCAAGAACAACGAGAUCAAGGUCAUUGAGUGCAAUGUACGAGCUGCUCGGUCAUUCCCCUUCGUGUCCAAGGUCACAAAUGUUGACGCAAUCGAGAUGGCUACUCGCAUCAUGGUAGAUCUGCCUAUUACCCCCUACCCUCAGCUGAAUCUCCCACGUGACUAUGUCGGCAUCAAGGUUCCCCAAUUCAGCUUCUCUCGAUUGGCCGGAGCUGACCCGAUCCUAGGUGUUGAAAUGGCUUCCACCGGUGAGGUUGCUUGCUUUGGACGAGACAAAUAUGAGGCUUAUCUGAAGGCGAUGCUGGCCAGUGGAAUCAAGCUCCCCACAAAGAAUGUCUUGCUCUCGAUUGGUAGCUUCAGCGAAAAGCAGGAAUUGCUGCCUGCAGUGCGCACCUUGCACCAGCUCGGCUUUACUCUGUACGGUUCCAGUGGUUCUGCCGACUUCUACACUGAGCAAGGCAUUCCCGUCAUUCAUCUGGAGGCCUUGCCAGAGGAUGAUACGCCUGGAGAGGAUAACAGCAAGGCAGCUUACUCUCUACUCAGCCAUCUGACCCAGGGUCUCGCUUCUCUAUUCAUCUCGCUGCCUUCGAAGAACAAGUAUCGCCGACCCGCUGCAUUCACCUCGAUGGGUUACCGAGCUCGACGCCUGGCUAUUGACCGUUCGGUCCCUCUGAUCACCAACGUGAAGAACGCAAAGCUCUUUGUUGAAGCUCUGGCCCGUUAUCGCCGAAACGGCAGCCGCUUCCCGAUCUCUACCGUUGAUUUCAAGACAAGCCACCGUACUCACACAUUCCCUGGCCUGGUCAAUAUACAAGCUUUCGCACCUGGUGUGACGGAUGUUGCCAGUGGUGCACGGGAAAUUGCGCAGCUCACAAAGGCUUCUCUGGCUGGCGGCUUCACCAAUGUGCAACUGCUGCCGUUGGGAACAUCGCCCAGCAAUGGCCUUACGGACGAAGCAUCUCUGACAGUUGCCGAGGGCAAAGUCGCAGGAUCAUCUCACUGUGACAUCUCCCUUAGUCUGUUGGCUACUGCCGACAAUGUUGAGACGAUCAGCAUCCUCGCCGAGCGAACGCGAUCGUUGUUCAUAUCCUUCAACGGUCUAGGCAACAAUGUGAGCAAGGCAGCUGUUAUCGCUGCUCACUUUGCGAAUUGGCCGGCAGACAAGCCCAUCGUCACGGACGCUCAGGGCACCGACUUAGCAUCAGUGCUUCUUUUGGCCUCUCUGCACAGCCGCAGCAUCCACGUCACCAACGUCUUAUACCGUGACGACAUCCAGUUGAUCGCUCUGAGCAAAGCCAAGGGCUUGCAGGUCACGUGUGACGCAACCGUCUAUGCACUAUUCUUCUCAAGUGAGAUGUUCCCUGCUGCUACGUGUCUGCCUUCGACCAAGGACCAGGCUGCUCUCUGGGCCAACCUCACGGAGAUCGACAUGUUUUCCGUGGGCACUACGCCAUAUCAGUUGUCCAAGGAGCUCGGACACAGUCCGUCCGCGGAGGCGGGUGUAGCUGAGACGCUGCCGCUGCUGCUGGGGGCGGUAAACGACGGUAGGCUUUCGCUCGAUGACAUUCUCGAGCGACUGCACACUAAGCCAAGACAGGUCUUUGGCAUCUCAGAGCAGCCAGAUACUCAUGUAGAAAUUGAAGCGGACAGGCCAGUGCCCUUCGUGAAGGGACAGCACUGGUCGCCUCUUGAAUCUCAGGCGACUGUGGGAGCGAUUCACCGAGUGCUGCUUCGCGGCAAGACAGUCGUGAUAGACGGAGACGCCUUCUCCAAUGGCACUCUUGGCCAGAACGUGUCGAAUCUCUCCGCCAAUAUGAAGACUGUCAAGACCUCUCGCAGGACCUCCUUCGUGGACUCUACUGGUCGUCGUGCCUCUGUUGACAGGGGUCUUUACGACCCUCAUCAGGUCGCUGGCACUCCUAUGUCGCCAUCUAUUGGCCCGCUCAACAGCCUGCGCUCCCCUCAGAUCGCCGCAAAUGACUCUGGCACUCCGAUGUCACUAGUUCCUCGUUCGACUCUGGCUGAGCAGCAGCCGCAACAGCAACAACUCGCUUUGAAUGGACAGCGACUGGAGCAAGAAUCUACUCUACCAUCUCUACGCUCUCUUAUCCGGCAUCCGACAUUCUCCAGGCGACAUAUUCUGAGUGUGCGACAAGUAAAUCGAGAAGACUUGCACACACUGUUUGCUGUCGCAUCCGAGAUGAGAGUCUUGAUCGAACGAGACGGCAUGGUAGACGUUUUGAAGGGCAAAGUGCUCGCACUGCUGUUCUACGAAGAUUCUACUCGCACUUCUGCUUCCUUCGAGACUGCUAUGCUUCGGUGCGGUGGUCAAGUGGUCAAGAUCGAUACAUCCCGAUCUAGUGUGCAGAAGGGAGAGACGCUCGGAGACACUAUCCAGACUCUCGGCUGCUACGCCGACGCCAUUGUUAUGAGACACCCAGCUGUCGGCUCUGCUCAGCAGGCUGCCAAAUUUUCACCCGUGCCCAUUCUCAAUGGAGGAGAUGGUAUCGGUGAGCACCCAACGCAAGCUAUGCUCGACGUUUUCACCAUUCGUGAAGAAUUAGGGACGGUCAGCGGCCUGACGGUGACUCUGCUGGGGGACCUCAAAAACGGCAGGACAACUCACUCAUUAGCUCGACUCUUGGGACUGUACGGCUGCAAGAUCAACCUGGUCUCCCCACCCGGCCUCGAGUUCCCCGCUCAGCUACGAGCUGAGCUCAGCAAAAGCGGGAUGAGGUUCUAUUCGACUAACAGUAUCGAGGAGGUUCUCCCCACCACUGAUGUCUUGUACGUCACCCGAAUCCAGCGAGAGAGAUUCGCCUCUGACGAAGAGUAUGCAGCCGUGCAAGGCUCGUACGUGGUGAACAGCAAGCUGCUCCUCGGUGCGAAGGACACUUGCAAGGUUCUCCAUCCUCUGCCCCGCACGGGUGAACUCGACCCGGAGGUCGAUUUCGACACCAAGAGAGCAGCCUAUAUCCGACAGAUGAAGGCGGGUCUGUAUCUCAGGAUCGCGCUGCUGACAAUGGUGAUGGCGUGAGCAAUACAGCGUGAGUCUAUUUGGGAGGUGCAAAAGAAGCAGGCACGAGCGAUACUUUUGUUGAAUGCAGACGCGAAAAAAAGAAGGAGUCAGAAGUGGCAGUUUCUUUGUUACAUAAAUUACAUUGCAUGGUUGUGAUCUAUCUUGCAAUCUGGGCUGAGCU